Striga hermonthica is the source of this 3042-nucleotide messenger RNA. Lineage: Eukaryota; Viridiplantae; Streptophyta; Magnoliopsida; Lamiales; Orobanchaceae. The record is from the annotation of a GenBank genome assembly.
AUGGAUGAUUUCAAGAAGCAGCAGGUAAAAGAUUCGCAUGAAGUUCACACAUCUUAUUUUUCUACAAACUGUGCUGUAGCGUCAUGGAACACACAAGGGGAGAGUCAUAUCUCGAGUGAGAAUGGAAAUCUUUCCAAUUCUUGCAACGAUCAGCUGGUUGAGCCAGCCAUGAAAAUGGUUCAAGAUGGAAGUAAUGUGGCUCCUACCGUCUCUUCAUCAACUUCGGUAUCCGCAACUGUUGGACAAGGCUAUAGUGGUUACGCCACUUAUCCAAAUACGGAUCCUUACGGAUAUAGCAGUACAGGUUAUGCAGCUUACUACAGUCCAUAUCAACAGCAGCCCGGCCAGUAUCAACAGCAGCCCAGCCUAUAUCAACUGCAAGCUGGUCAGUAUCCACAACAACCCCCACAGUAUCAGGAGCAACCCACUCAGUAUUCACAGCAACCUAAUCAGUCUUACCCCCACCACGUAGGAGCAUAUCAAAACACAGGUGCUCCUUAUCAGCCUCUUUCCUCAUUUCAAAAUACAGGGUCUUAUGCUGGACCUGCAAGUUACCCAAGCACUUAUUACAAUCCUGGUGAUUAUCAGACGUCUGGAAGUUAUACGAGUAGCAGCUAUGGUACCCAGACCAAUUCGUGGGAUGGAGGGCAAUAUGCGACAUAUGGUUCUCAACAGUAUCAAAAUUACACUCAGGAUUCCAAUUCUGCCUAUAGUUCGACCUCUGCUGUCGCGAGUUCCCAGUAUCAGCAACAUUAUAACAAGCAGUGGGAGGAUUACUAUAAUCAAUCUCAAGCUGAAGUUAGCUGUGCUCCGGGGACUGAGAAACUAUCUGUCCCUGCUGUGUCUAGUGUGAGUACUUCUGUUCCUAGUGGAUGUCUUCCACAAACAACAAUCAAUCAGAUGCCUAAAGCUUGUACAGUUUUAUGGAAUCAUGAGUCUAGCUCAUCUGAAAUGACUUCUGUUCAGUCUGUCACAUUAAGUGGCAGUAACCACGUAGGUUACUUGAAACACGGGCCUUCUGCUUUCCACAACGACCCAUCUAAUUCUGUACAACUGCAAGCUCCAAAGCCACCAGAAGUAAUUCCUGCAUACGAUGGUUUUCAAAACCAACAGAACUCCACAUAUAUCCAAGGAUCUUCUGCAAGGUUUCAAGCUUCUUACCAGGUUUCUCAGGAUCACCAGUCAUCCCUGCAAACAGUUUCACAACCUUCUGAUCCUCUUGACUCACUCAAGACACCCAAGCUGCAAAUGUCAGCAAAUCCUAGAAUUGCUCCAAAUUUACCCUUGAAUCAAUUAAAAAAUGAGCAAGGUAGCUCUGCGACUGGUGGAGCUGCAAAACCUGCGUAUAUCAGUGUCCCAAUGCAGAAGCCGGAUGAAAUAUUUGCGUCAAAUGAUGAAGUUGAUACCACGGUCAAGCCUGGUGUAUUUCCAAAAUCAUUGCGCGGCUAUGUUGAGAGGGCUUUGGCUCGCUGCAAAACUGAUAGACAAAAGGCAGUUUGCCAAGCUAUAAUGAAGGAGGUUAUAACUAAAACGACGUCUGAUGGUACACUUUACACGAAAGAUUGGGACAUGGAGCCUCUUUUUCCUAUGCCAAAUGCUGAUCCUGUUGAGGAUAAUACACAAUUGCCAAAGAGUAGGAGUCCUAGUCGGAGAGCCAAAAGUAGGUGGGAGCCUGUUCCGGAGGAAAAGGUGGUUCACAAAUCGGCUACUAUUUCCCCUGGAACUGCAGUACAUGGAAGUUGGAAUUACAAACAGGUUUGUGGUGGAAAAACAGAGAGCAAAGACAAUUUGGGAUCCAGAGUUUCUUUUACAUAUCAGAAAGGUUUCAGCAAAAAUGCUGCUAGACCUGCUAAGAGGCUGCGUCUUGGUGAAGACCUUAAUACUGAGGAUGCUGGCGAACCUUCUAGCGAUAGUGACAAGGAACAAUGUUUGACAAAAUAUUAUUCUGCUGCAAGUACACUUGCAAAUUCACCGGAAGAGAAGAGAAAACGUGAAAAUCGAUCAAGGCGCUUUGACAAGGGGCAUGGAAAUCGAGCAGGAAAAAGUAAUUUUAGAGUGAGUGAUGUUGGAACUGGUAUUAUGCACACAAGAAGAGCUAGCGCCUUGGUACUUAGCAGAACUUUGGAGGAAAGUUGUAGCAGGGCUGUUGAAGAUAUUGAUUGGAAUGUCCUUACUGUCAAGGGAACUUGUCAGGAAAUUGAGAAACGCUACUUGCGGCUUACUUCUGCACCUGAUCCUGCUACGGUGAGACCUGAAGAGGUGUUGGAAAAAGCAUUGCUGAUGGUUCAAAAUUCUCCAAAGAAUUACCUUUACAAAUGUGACCAGUUAAAAUCAAUACGUCAAGAUCUUACUGUACAACAUAUACGUAAAGAGCUUACAGUAAAGGUAUACGAAACUCAUGCUAGAUUGGCAAUCGAAGUUGGGGACUUGCCAGAGUAUAAUCAGUGCCAAUCACAAUUAAAAACACUCUAUGCAGAAGGAAUUAUGGGAUGUCAUAUGGAAUUUGCAGCAUACAAUUUACUAUGUGUAAUAAUGCACUCAAACAAUAACAGGGACCUUCUGUCAGCAAUGUCCAGAUUGCCAGCUGAUGCUAAGAAGGACAAAGCAAUAAAGCAUGCUCUUUCAGUUCGUAGUGCUGUUACAUCUGGGAACUAUGUGAUGUUUUUUAGACUUUACAAGAUGGCGCCUAAUCUUAAUACCUUCCUUAUGGAUCUUUAUGUUGAAAAAAUGCGAUACGCAGCUGUGAAGUGCAUUGCUCGUUCGUACCGUCCUACAGUUCCUGUGGCAUAUCUUUCCCAGAUUCUAGGAUUCACUAAUGCAUUGCCUACAACUGAGCUAGAUGUAGAGAAAGAACUGGAUGGGAUGGAGGAGUGCCUGGACUGGUUAAAAGCUCAUGGUGCAUGUGUAAUUUUAGAUAGCUCUGGAGAAACAUUACUUGAUGCAAAGGCCUCUGCAUCAACUCUUUUUAUGCCAGAGCCUGAAGAUGCCGUGUCGCAUGGAGAUGCAAGUCUUGCAGUUAAUGAUUUUUUGACUCGGGGUUAA